Molecule: messenger RNA, 4225 nt
Organism: Xenopus laevis (African clawed frog)
Lineage: Eukaryota; Metazoa; Chordata; Amphibia; Anura; Pipidae
Exons: 2
Coding region: 1045-3261 (738 amino acids)
Source: RefSeq, a predicted model, not a curated record
UCAGGGAGCAGCAAGUGGAAGAGAAGGGAGGGAUUAUUAGGGUUUUUGCAGAAAUAUUCAAUUAAUCAGCCUGAAACACUACUUUUUAAGCACAAUUCUUCUAUAUUUAAAUGAGUACAAUGCACUGGUAUGGUCUUGUUUUUUACACAAAAUGUCUCCUUUAAAACUGGAGGUCCCAUAAAUUAUAUUGAUAAACCCUUCUGCUGGUCGUAGAGUCAAAAUGUUGUUCAAGUAUGGGAUCUGGAAACCCGUUAUCCAGAAAGCUUAGAUAUGGCUGGAUUUGCGGAAAGGCUGUCUCCCAAAUAAUCCAAAACUCUACUUUGUACAUGCUCCAAACUAAGAUAUACUUCAUCGUUAUUGCAAUAUAUUAAUGGAACCUGGCAUAUAGCUGUAGAAUAUCUGUUUAAAAAAAAUCCAUAAUUAACUAAAGCAUCGUUCUUAGAAAUAGAAUAGCUUCUGCCAUAGCCUCCUUUAUAGAAGCUCUUGAAUUCGAUUUUUGGCGACUCUAGAUACCCAAAACUACGUCUGACUCCACAGCUCUGCUUUAAACAUGCAACUGCAACAUUAUCACAUGGUUCAUAUUGUUUACCCACAGCAAUUGUUUUCUCACAGGCAAUAAAGCCCCUUGAUAUAACCACUACCUUAGAAUCAAUGAAACUGCACUCUUGCAUGCAACAAUCGCCUCUAAAUUAACAACGAAAAAGCACAAUAGCUUUAUUAUACUUGAAUAGGAAAUGCCAGCAAGUUCAUUAUUUGAUCAUGAAUGACUCUUACUGCCAUAGAAUUACUUUUUUCAUGUCAACCUUUCCUCAGUAGAAUGUCAGCUCUUUUUCUGCUUUUACAGAAACGGACAGUGACACCCUUACGGAAGUACUUGGAACUGAUUGUCUGGACUUUACAGCCUUUUGCGUGUGAUUCAGUGAUGUUUUCCUGACACCUGGGUUUCCUUGCCGAUUACCCCCAAUUCUCUGCUUCCUAAUCCGUAUUCCUUUUCUGCCUUGGAACGGCCAUGUGGCACUGAUAAUUUUGAGGUUACAACUAAACAUGCCGAAUUGCUUUGUAAGGGGAUGUCCUCACAGAACAGGACAAAAAUCAAAAUACCCGGAUGUUACCCUUCAUGCCUUUCCGCAAAACUUACAUCAAAUAAAGAAAUGGCUAAUGCACACAGGACAACAUCGUAAUAACCUUGAUAUCGUAGCACAAAAAAUAAUGUUAAGCAAACCUACAAAUUUUAGAAUGUGCUCUAUCCACUUCUUGGAGGAAUUUCUUACAUUUAAAGGAUCGAAGAGGACACUGAAGCCAAAUGCAGUCCCAACAAUUUUCCCAAAUUCUCCAGUACGUCCAAUAAUAAACGUUCAAAGUACUUCAGUUCCUGCAGCAAAGAGAAUGAGAGUAGACGAUAAUGAGCCAUCAACAUCAUUCACAGUUGUACGUGUAAUUUCAAGACUUGUCACUGUUGGGACACAAACUGACAGAAUAAUUAGAACGAAUGCUAGUACAUUGACAAAUUUGGCUAUGAAAAAGGAUUUUACAACACAAACUGAAUUUCCAGUUAAAAAGGAAAUUGCUAUACAAACAGGCGAUGAUUCAAUAGAAGCAGAACGUUGGAAGGUUGAAAGAGAUCAUAUAUACCCAGUUUGUUUUGUUGAUCCCUAUAAAUGUAUAGAUCCUCUUGAAAAUAUAUCCGUUGUUUCAGAAAAUAAAAAGUCACAUUCUGCAAAAGAAUGUUUAUCUACUCUUCGUACAUCUGCAGGGGAGUCAUCACCAAGCCCGAAAAAGCCAGACACCUACUCAAAAGAUCAAAACUUCCUCAAUCCAACUACUGAAAGUCUAGGUCAGUCUACCAUACUCAAACACUGUGACUAUGUCCGACAAAGAAAAUUCAUCAUCUUUGAGGAGAACCUUGAUAGUCUAUUGUAUUUGAUUAAAUGCCAACAUCAGCAAACACCGCCAUGUCAAGCACCAAUUCUAGAUAUUCAGAAAUCCAUUAAUGGAAGCAUGGUUCAAGUAAAGCUUUUAUGCAUGGAUGGUCACAACUCGCUUGUAUGGAACUCGCAGCCACUAUCCGCUGACGUUUCUGCCGGAAAUGUCUUAUUAGCCAACGCUGUUCUUCUCUGUGGUCUUUCAUUUCAAAAAGUUGAGAAGAUGUUUCAUGUAUUGCGUAUCCCGUUCUUUUCAGAUACUACCUAUUCUAAAUACCAAGUGUCCUACCUUUUUCCAGCAAUUGAUCUGCAGUGGCGCCAAGAACAAGAGAGUAAUCAAAAGGAAUUAUCUGGAAAAUCUGUUGCUAUUGCUGGAGACUGUCAGUUUGAUACUCUUGGCCAGUCCGCCAAAUAUUGUACAUACACCAUGAUGGAUGUAAUGUCUAAAAAAAUCCUUUCCUUCACUAUUGACCAACUUCAAAGAGGAAAAAAUGCUGAGGUAGAAAAAACUGCAUUUGAGACGUGCUUAGAUAAUAUAUUAGAUGAAAAUAUAGAUGUCAAGAUCAUUGCUACAGACCGUCAUGAUGGCAUUGGAAAACUCAUGGCAACAAAAUACUCUGGUGUUGACCACCAGCUUGAUGUGUGGAAACUAUGUAAAAGUGUAGCAAAAAAACUAGUUGCAGCAAGUAGGAAAAGGCACUGUCAUGACAUCUGCAAGUGGAUCUCUGCAAUAGCAAAUCAUCUGUGGUGGUGUGCGCAGACCUGUAAUCAAGAUGUUGACGUUUUGCUCGAUAAAUGGAAAUCCGUUAUGUUCCAUGUAGCAAAUAAACACCGUUUUCAUUCCUUGGAAAAUUACACACAUUGUCAGCACAAGAGGCUCACUGCUGUGAAAGAGCGCAAGUGUGCUUGGAUUACGUCCCAACAUCCUGCACAUACGCCCCUGUCUAGAAUUAUUAACGACAGAGCCUUGAUCCGAGACAUUUCAAAAAUAGAAAAAUUUUGCCACACCAGAGACCUACAGAGCUUUCACAGCAAAGCCCUAAAAUACAAAUCUAAAAGAUCAUCAUUCAACAUGGACUCAAUGUACACAGAUACAAUUCUGGCUGCUCUGUCACAUAACAGAAAUGUUAGUAGAGAGGAAGCAAAAAUAAAUUCUGCACAAAACUCGCCUUUUGGAGAAGAACACUAUAAAGUAGCUUUCUCCAAGCAGAAACACAGGGAUGAUAAAUAUGAAGAUGUUGUCGACGAUUAUUUGUUUGAUAUAAUGUCAAACUCACUGAAAAUUCUGAACGGAGAGCUGGUUCAUCUGUGGUCCUCAAGGUCAAGAAUACUCCGCUAGGUCAAAAAUAUUCUCGUGUAAUUUUGUUUCCAUUCAGCUUUGAAAAACAAUAUAACUUUUUUUUCCAAGAUGGCAGGAACUGUUUCAUUUGACUAAUGUGACAAUAAUACAUAAUCUCAAAUUUCCUGGAUUUUUUUUAAAUCUUUACAUUUUGGAUAUGCCAUGGUUUAUGGUUAAAGCAAAUUCGUUCUUAAAUUGUCCACAUUAAAGCACAGAUACGAAUUUGUUCAAAUCCUAUUUCGCCAAUUAUUUUUGUUUCCAUGAUCAAUUCAGCAAUUGUCGGCUGACAUUUUUAAGUCAUUCCACAUCAGUACAACAUUUAAAUAAUAAUAAGCAUAAUAUUCUGAUGCCUAGGAUCAUAGCAGGCAGGAUAGGAUCAUCUAUAUGGAAAAAUAUUAUAAAUAUAAUUAUAUACCCAUUUCUACUUCACAGAAUUAAUUACUAAUUGUAACAUUUCCAGGUCUGUAUCUCAAGUACUGUAGAUAGUGGUAGAUUUAAAGGAGAACUAAACCCCCCGAAUUAGAAAGCCCCAUCUACUAACCUAGUUAGUUCCCCAUCCCUGCUUUCUUAUGUAAAGGAGCAGUCCGGUAUUCGUACAAACGGUGCAUGCGCUGAAAACUUAUGUGAAUUGUAGAAGACCGAAGACCUGGAAGAUGGUGCCCGUGAGCUUCACUUCACUACUCUGCAUAAAUAAGUGAGCAUGCUGCCAGGGACACUUUCUGGAAUAAUGCACUAUUGUGGGUAGAAAGCAGGGAGGGGUAACUAUCUAAGGUAGUAGAUGGGGCUUUUCUAAUUGUGAGGGUUAGUUCUCCUUUAAUUAUAAUCUAAUCUCAUCGAUUGUUAUAAAAUAAGUGUUAUAUGAUUAAAAUGUGUUUUUAUUCAUUAUAGAUAUAUCAUUGUUGUAGACUGUCCACCUCCUAGCAAAUAUUUGUUAAUACUCUAAACUAGAUAUUAAAUAAAACAU